Messenger RNA from Alnus glutinosa, 420 nucleotides. RefSeq lists its product as uncharacterized. NCBI's taxonomy places the organism in Eukaryota, Viridiplantae, Streptophyta, Magnoliopsida, Fagales, Betulaceae. The transcript has a single exon. The record is from RefSeq and is a predicted model, not a curated record. The coding region runs from base 1 to 420 and encodes 139 amino acids.
AUGAAGCCAACAAAACUAACAAGGAUUAAGAGCAGAUUUGACUAUGCUGAGAUUGAAUAUUUGGGACAUUUCAUCUUAGCUAAGGAGGUUAAAACUGAUGGUGCAAAGCUGAAAGCUGUGGUGGAGUGGCUUUUGCCUAAAUCUCUUAAAGCUUUGAGGGGUUUCCUAGGGCUUACUGGUUACUAUCAAAAGUUUGGUAGAGGCUAUGGCACCAUUGCAACAACCUUAACCAGUUUAUUGAAGAUAAGUGCGUUUAGUUGGAUAGAGUUAGCUACAAUGGUAGUCACUAACCCUCCAGUAUUGGCCUUAGAAGAUUUUGAUCUACCCUUUGUCAUAGAAUGUGAUUCUUUGGGUAAGGGGAUUGUGGCAGUUUUAAUGCAAUGUCAAAGGCCUAUUGCUUUCUUCAAUCAAGCUUUAUAA